CCUUGCUCGCACGCCCGAUGCCCUGCUCCCUGUGGAGGCGCUCCGUGCAGUCCUCCCUCGCCCUCUGCCGCUUCGACUCCAUCCCCAUCUCCCCUGGCCUUCCUCUCCUCCAUCGCCGGCACUGGGCCCUGCCGUGCGAGUCCCUCCUCUCCGACAGCGAGUCCUCGUCCGCCCCCGAAGACUGCUGCUCCCACCACUACCACUACCCGAGAACCACCGAGAGGAUCAGCUACCGACCGUGCAGGCUCGCCGCCUCCCGACGAAGGUACUCCUUGUCAAGACAAUGGUCCUGCAAGGCCGAUAUGAUCAAGAGGAUGCGGGCCAACCUCUCGCACCGGGGCUGGAUUCUGGGCUCCCCGAAUUCGCUCGAAGUCGAGCUGUGCGAGCGCAAUGUGGUCGCCUUGCUGAACGAUCUGUUCGAGGGCAGCUCCGACGCGGCGCUGGCUUUCUACUUCUUUAGGCUGUCGCAAUGGUACAACGGUUCGAAGCACGGCGUCCGUGCGGUUUCAACUAUGGUGCACAUAGCGGUCACCGGGAAUAUGAACCACAUCGCAGUGAAGCUUCUCCGAAGUAUUGCUAGGAAUGUUGACGAGCACAGCGACGGAGUACAGCAUCAGCUGGUGUUUGAUGUACUGAGAGAAACUUGCAGUAGUAGGAGAGUUUUGGAAACUGUAUAUAGCAUGCUCGUUAUGUGUUACGUAGAUAAAGGAAUGGUCAAGAUGGCUAUUAGGUUGGUGGAUGAUAUGAGGAACCUUGGCAUGUACCCGACCAUCCGUGUCUACAAUUCUCUGAUCAAGCUUCUGCUGGAAUCCAAGCAGUACGAAGUUGCAUGGCAAUUAUUUGUGGAAAUGCCUAGUAGCUCGUUUGGCUCUAACCAGUGGAUCGUAAGGAUCGUAAGCUUAUUUAUCCGGGAGCUCGGUGCUCAUGGUGACUUCGACUGUGCUUGUAAAUUGCUCUUUGAGAUUCAGAAAUACGGUGGCCAAGCCGAUGUUGUUGUGUAUACAACGAUGAUAAAUGCCUUGUGCAAAUGGGGGCUCCUCAAAGAGGCAACUGCUCUAUUAUAUAAAAUGUUGCAAUUGGGCAUCUCUCAUGAUGAUGUUUUGGUUUCUUCAGUUGUCAAUGGCUACUGCAAAGCUGGUAGGUUGGUGGAUGCCGCACAUCUUUUGAACUCUCUAAGCGGCAUUCCUGAUGUUUUCGUGUAUAACAGCUUCAUAUUGAUGUUAUGUAAAAAUGGCAAUAUGGUAGAAGCUUACGAGCUGUUCAAAGAGAUGUUUGAGGUGGGGUUGGAUCCGGACUCCUUCAAUUACACAGCUAUUAUUGAUGGUUACUGUAGAGCAUGUGAGCUAGAUCAGGCUUUGAAGACAUUUGCUCUAAUGCUGAAAAGAGGGGUUGAACCAACUGUUAUGACAUAUACAGUGUUGAUAGAAAGUUACUGUGACAGAAAUGAUCUUUGUGGUGCAGAGUACAUGCUUUCUGCGAUGAAAAUGGCGGGUGUGCAACCAGAUGUUGUCACUUAUAAUACAUUGAUCAAUGGUUAUAGCAAGAAGGGUCACAUGCAUAGGGCAUAUGAGUUGAAGGAUGUCAUGGAAAAGGAUGGUGUAUCCACAGAUGUGGUGACAUAUAAUGUUCUCAUGCAUGGACUCAUCAAGAGAGGCUAUGUCAAGGAAUCAAGAGAAGUCUUUAAUGAACUUGUUAGAAGGGGGUUUUCUCCUGACAGAAUCACAUUUACCAAUGUAAUCGACAGUUAUUCUCAAGAUGGAAAUUUGGAAGAAGCAUUUCUCAUAUGGUGUAGCAUGAGCAAUAAUGAAAUAACACCUGAUGUUGUCACUUGUAGUGCUCUCCUUAAUUGUUUCUGCAAAAGGCAGCGCAUGCAAGAUGCAAGUGUUUUAUUUCACAAGAUGUUGGAUGCUGGAUUGGAGCCUGACCUAAUAUUGUACAACACUCUCAUAUGUGGAUUCUGUAAAGAAGGGAAUAUUAGUGAAGCUUGCCGUUUUAUGUUCAUGAUGAAUGAAAAUGAUAUUUUUCCUAAUAAUCUUACAUAUGAGGCCCUGGUUUGCUGCUUUGAGAAAAUUGGAGUGAAAAAUGCAGCUGAAAAUGCUGCCAUGAAGAUGCAGGAAAUUUUCUUUGAAAAAUGUAAUGAUUGAUUCUUGAUGAAUUUUAGAUGUGCUUUGAUGCCAUUAUAUUGAUUGGUGGAGCUUUAAAACAAUUGUUUCACCUGCCAUCUUCAAACUACCAUGAGGGUGAAGUUCCUUAGAGAAGCUUUGGUGGACAAGUCUCUCUAUUCAAGCCAGUAAGGUUGUCAGCCAAACAAAAAGACUAAAGCUGCAUGGAGUAUACUUCCAUAGUGUGGUAGAUUCCUCCCUGAGCAAAGAUCGAAGACAUCUUGAUUUGCUACCUCAGUCACGAUUUCCUUCGAUUCUUCGUUGAUCCACUUUCAAUUCAAAUGGAGGAGCUUUUACAUUUCACAAUCACACAUAUAUUCUCGGAAACAUGAAGGUGAGAUUUUACAUUUAGGUUGUGUUCAUAAGCUUCACAACCUUUGGUUGUUCUACUUCAUCAGGUACUUCAUUGGAUAGUGAAGACAUUUCACAAUCACAAGAGACUUGCUAAGAACCAAGUAGUUGUAUGUGAUGAAUUGUCAAGGCUGUCCAUGGCCGAGCUUCCACCAAGACAUUGAGAAGAUAUGUGAGGAGGAUACUGAGUUCAGGGUUCUGCAGAGUGAUACCUGUGACAGAAUACUCUUCUACAGUGCAUUGUGCUUGAGACUUCUUGGUAGCUUUUAAUGUAGUCAACAGCAGUUCCCUCAACCUGAGAUGGAAGAGCUUGGUUACGAUGGAUACUGCAACAGUAUGGAUUAUUAUGGACAUUACCUGCUCAAGGAUGAUCAGAGAAGGGCAGUUUCGACGGUGAGGGAGCUGUUGAGAAGAAUUGAGGUGGUGAAGUCACACAAAGGAGGAAAAUAAGGCACAGAAGUGCAACUCUGCAACCUACAUUGUGAACAUGGGUGAUUUGUGAUGUUACAAGCACCAGCAUGCUUAGCACAGAUAUUUAUUGAGCUUGAACAGUAGCUUCAUUUCUUGAACAAAAAGUCAACCAAUUCCAGCAUGGAAGAAAUGAAUCAUGCCAUAUGCCUUCCCUUUUUGUACCACAAGGAGAAAUGAUGACUGCUGAUGGAGUUCCAAAGGUCAAGGAAGCUUGUGAUGACAUGGCAGAGUGAAAGAUCAAGUUUAGCUUAUUGAACUAGUUAGUGCUUCAAACAGAAUCCACAUUUUAUUAUCAGUAUUUGGACAUUGGAGAAUAAAUUUUUACAGAACCCAAAUCUGAUGAAUUGAGAACUAGAAUUACGUAUUCAAAAGCUGAGUUAACAAAUAAGGUGAUGCAAUUAGUGCAGCUCCCAAAUUGAAAAUUGGAGAUCAAGAUGUGGUUUCAUGUUUCGUCAUAAGGGAGCAGAAGAUGCAAGAGUCACCUACCAGAAAAGAAGAGGACAACAUUGGCAUUCAGGUGGAGGGAUUGAUCAAAAGACAAUAUAUAUUUGAGAGACAUGAUUAUAUGAUAAACAAAAACAAUAUUGGCAUUCAAGUGGAGGGAUUGAUCAAAAGACAAUAUAUAUUUGAGAGACAUGAUUAUAUGAUAAACAAAAACAAUAGUGACUAAAAGCAUGAAAAGAUCUUAUCAUCUGCAGAAGAUGCAAGAGUCACCUGCCAGAAAAGAAGAGGACAACAUUGGCAUUCAGGUGGAGGGAUUGAUCAAAAGACAAUAUAUAUUUGAGAGACAUGAUUAUAUGAUAAACAAAAACAAUAUUGGCAUUCAAGUGGAGGGAUUGAUCAAAAGACAAUAUAUAUUUGAGAGACAUGAUUAUAUGAUAAACAAAAACAAUAGUGACUAAAAGCAUGAAAAGAUCUUAUCAUCUGCAGAAGAUGCAAGAGUCACCUGCCAGAAAAGAAGAGGACAACAUUGGCAUUCAGGUGGAGGGAUUGAUCAAAAGACAAUAUAUAUUUGAGAGACAUGAUUAUAUGAUAAACAAAAACAAUAGUGACUAAAAGCAUGAAAAGAUCUUAUGACAGUUAAUGUACCUCAUGCAUGGAUCACUUCCAUGUACAUUGUUGAGAAUGUAGCUUUCCAUCCGACAGAAGAUCUGAAAUAGUCUUUGCACCAUGUCGAGGAAUUAGAACAUCAGGAUUACACCAAACAGCACAUGGGUCCCCAUGGCUUCCACCUAAACACCAACCUCCAGGAACUAUCCUACCAGGACCCAGGCUCAAGUUUCCUUGUCAAUGUGGUCAAGAACAGGAUCAUUCUUAGAGAACCUAGUACCAAAUGCUGCACCACUUAAAGUAAUGUUUUUAAGGUUAUCAGUAGAUGGGUUCCUUCUUUGGAGGUGCACCCCAUAUCAUACAGUGUAGGUGAUGAUUGACAAUAGUCCUAUUGAAUGCUGGCGAGUUACCAAGGACAGUUUGGAAAUAGUUUGUGUAUGAUGACAGUGUAUUUGCAUAGUCCAUCAUAAAAGUUAUUGGCAAAUUGUUGGUACCCAAUAUGCAGUACUCUGUAAAUUUCCAACUGAGGAUGACAGAAGCAGAACCUGCACCAGAAUGCAUAAUCCAUCUGGGUUUAUAUUAUUCCCUCUUGUUUUUUAUUCUUUUGACCUGGUGGUAUCAUCUAUUGGAAUACUGUCAAUCAGGGGUACACGUGAUCCUGGACUUAUUGACCCUAUUGAGGAUCCAAUGGCUAUCCUUAAAAAAGGCUAUUCUGUCUUGAUUAUUUUGGCUGUUUUGACAUUUGGUGUGUCUACUUCAUGGCUCCUUUACACCGAACAGACACCUUCUGCAUAGUUAAACUUUGCCUCGUGGAUUGGUAGGAACAGUUACUGCAUAUGCUUUUGUUUGGAUCACAAAAUAUUACACUGAUUCCAAGCAUGAGGCUGUUCGUGUGUUAGCACAUUCUAGUGCUAUGGGUCAUGGAACUAAUAUAAUUGCCAGUGUUAGCUUGGACUAGAAUCAACAGCCCUUCCUGUUCUGGUGAUAAGCAAAGCUAUUAUCACAGCAUUUUGGCUGGGACAUACAUCAGGUUUAGUAGAUGAAACUGGAAAUCCAACUGGUGGUUUAUUUGGCAUAGCUGUAGGAACAAUGGGAAUGCUUAGCACUGAUGCAUAUGUUCUCACCAUGGAUAUGUUUGGUCCUGUAGCUGAUAAUGCUGGUGGUGGAAUUAUGGAGAUGAGUCAGCAGUAACUUUUUUGCUUGCAGCCUGAAAGUGUUUGGGAGAUCACAGAUGUUUUAGAUGCUGUACGUAACACUACCAAAGCUAUUACUAAAGGAUUUGCUAUUGGUUCUGCCGCACUUGCCACCUUCCUUCUUUCCAGUGCAAUCAUAUCCCUUUUAAACAGGACUUUUCUUCAGGUUAUUGGGCCACUAUACUGGUCAGCAGCUUCUUGGAGCCAAAGUUGUGGCUUUGAUGCUUAUGUUUGCAACAGUUGUUGGUAUUCUUUUGGCUCUGUUUCUAAAUACUGCUGGCAGUGCUUGGGAUAAUUCAAAGAAAUAUAUAGAGACUGGUGCACUUGGGAGGCAAAGCUAAAGUUCACGUAGCUUAAGUUCUUUUUCUUGCCUUUCUUUUGCAGUUUUUAUUUUGUAUUUGUUGCAGGCAACAUGUAUAUAACUGAGUUUUCAAUUUGUAACUGAAAACGGUAUAUCUUUUUCCAAGGUUAUAAUUGUUGUAGAUGUUUUAGGAGACA
This is a messenger RNA of Musa acuminata AAA Group (dessert banana), 5725 nucleotides long. RefSeq names its product pentatricopeptide repeat-containing protein At2g19280-like. The coding region runs from base 18 to 2144 and encodes 708 amino acids. The record is from RefSeq and is a predicted model, not a curated record. The transcript has 8 exons. NCBI's taxonomy places the organism in Eukaryota, Viridiplantae, Streptophyta, Magnoliopsida, Zingiberales, Musaceae. Gene Ontology annotation, molecular function: protein binding.